AUGCGAACAAAGUUUCACACUCUAUCUAUGCCUUAAAAAUAGAGCAUUUUAUAAUCUGAACAUUCAGAUGAAUAUCAAAACAAGAAAUAGGCUAACAACUCAAAUUAUUCUAAGUUAAGAUUAGAUGAUUUAAUUAUUGAUAAACCUUAAGAAUUUAGAAUCAAAACAAGUUCUGAUAUCAAAAUGUCAUAAAUAUUAAUUAAUAAACGACUUUUAGCUUAGUCUACUAAUAUAGAAUGGAUGUAUACUUACAAAUCUACUGCCAAAUUGCAUAAAUAAUCUAAAAUGAGUGAAUAUUUAAAGUCAGUUAUUGAAGAAACUAAAUUAAAACCAAGUUUAGGAUAAUUACCUUUUGUAAAAAUACCAUAUCUCACUCACAGUGAUAUUAUAAAAGAAAAGUAUGAUUUUAGAAAGAAAAUAUUUUAAAAUCCUAGGAAAAUAAGACCAAAAUUCAAAUGAUUGUAC
Paramecium sonneborni is the source of this 465-nucleotide messenger RNA. The record is from the annotation of a GenBank genome assembly. Lineage: Eukaryota; Ciliophora; Oligohymenophorea; Peniculida; Parameciidae.